Molecule: messenger RNA, 225 nt
Organism: Acaulospora colombiana
Lineage: Eukaryota; Fungi; Glomeromycota; Glomeromycetes; Diversisporales; Acaulosporaceae
Source: the annotation of a GenBank genome assembly
GUUCCAAUUGUGUAUCCCAAAGAAUGUUGUCCUGAGAAUGACCCCGAUAACCUCCUGCGUGUAGUUUACGACCAUGGUAAAGUUUCCCAAUGGGAUGAUUUUGAAACAAUCCGAAAACGAGUCGCCAAAGAAUGGACCGCCUUACCCAAAGUUUAUGACAACAUCAGUCCAGAGCUUAAGGAGAAAAUUGAUCGAGUUUCAAGGGAGAUCAGGAGUUCUAAUUAA